Molecule: messenger RNA, 1411 nt
Organism: Salvia splendens (bonfire salvia)
Lineage: Eukaryota; Viridiplantae; Streptophyta; Magnoliopsida; Lamiales; Lamiaceae
Product: actin-related protein 7
Exons: 7
Coding region: 102-1184 (360 amino acids)
Source: RefSeq, a predicted model, not a curated record
UAAUGAUAUAGAGUGAACUAAUUAGCCACCGGCGGUGCACUGUGUUGUUGAGUGCCGGCGUUGUUCAAGUUCAGUCAUUGCAUGCAUUCGCAUCCGGAGAUAUGGACGCCGUGGUGGUUGACGUUGGAACUAAGCUGCUCAAAUCCGGUUUUGCUGUUCCCGACCAGCCUCCUUCUAUGGUAAUUCCAACACAAAUGAAACGUGUACCUGUAGAUGAAUCCUUGAAGAAUUCUUCCUCCCUUGAAAAUGUGAUUGUUAAUCCAGUUAUCCGAGGCUUUAUUAGAGAUUGGGAUGCCAUGGAAGAUUUAUUAAGCCAUGUGCUGUACUCUGGUUUGGGUUGGGAGAUUGGCAAUGAGGGGCAAAUUUUGUUUACAGAACCACUGGCAACUCCAAAGGCAGUUAGAGAGCAGUUGGUGCAAUUGAUGUUUGAAAAGUUCAACAUCUCAGGCUUUUUUGCAUCUGAGCAAGCAGUGCUAUCACUUUAUGCUGUGGGUCGCAUCUCAGGAUGCACUGUUGAUAUCGGCCAUGGAAAAAUGGAUAUUGCAUCAGUAAUAGAAGGUGCUGUUCAGCAUAUAUCUUCUAGACGAUUUGAAACAGGUGGUUUGGAUUUGACCAACUUAUUUGCUCAAGAACUUGGUGAAUCCAAUCCGCAUGUGAACUUAAGCUUCUCUGAUGUGGAAAAGUUGAAGGAGCAAUAUGCCUGCUGUAGUGAGGAUGCUGCUGCUUAUAGAAGGUUCCAGCAGGGAUGCUCAGAGGAGCAACACACUCUGCCUGAUGGACAGGUGAUAAAAAUUGGAAGAGAAAGGUAUACUGUUGGUGAGGCCUUGUUCCAACCAACGGUUUUAGGUUUAGAGGCUCAUGGAAUAGUUGAGCAGCUGGUUUGUUGUAUCUCAACCGUGUCAACUGAGAAUCACCGCCAGCUGCUGGAGAAUACUGUACUAUGUGGUGGAACUGCUUCUAUGGCUGGUUUUGAAGAGAGGUUUCAGAAGGAAGCUGCACUCUCCUCCUCCGCCAUCCGUCCUCUGGUGAAGGCGCCGGAAUACAUGCCAGAUAAUUUGACAAGUAACUCAGCAUGGGUGGGAGGAGCCAUACUAGCCAAAGUGGUGUUCCCUCAAAACCAACAUUUGACCAAGGCUGAUUAUGAUGAAAACGGGCCAUCUAUUAUCCAUCGCAAAUGCUUUUAAGCAACGAAUUCAAUUCUACUAGAGGUAGCAGCUAGGCUUGAAUUAGAAGUUGAGCUAUAAUCGACUUGCAUGAAUUCCAGAAUUUGUGUCAGUUUCCUAUGUAUGUGAUUUGAUAUGUAUAUUCUAGAUGACCAAAACUACAUGUAGAUGCCAAAGGCUUGAGUUGUAGCUUAAGCAAAAACUCAAAAUAUGAAAGUGAUUUACAUCAGACAACGUUUCAUCUAAAA